Monoraphidium neglectum is the source of this 225-nucleotide messenger RNA. RefSeq lists its product as hypothetical. Lineage: Eukaryota; Viridiplantae; Chlorophyta; Chlorophyceae; Sphaeropleales; Selenastraceae. The transcript has 3 exons. The coding region runs from base 1 to 225 and encodes 74 amino acids. The record is from RefSeq and is a predicted model, not a curated record.
AUGGACCAUCUUAUCAGCACGGCGGCGCCCGAGCUGCAGCGGGCCGCCAACCGGGGCGGCGGCGUCGGCAGCGCCGCGCUCCCGCGCGGCGCUGACGCCACCGUCGCAGCCGUGGAGCGGCGUAUUGAGUUUGUGACCCGCAUGCCGCUGGCCGGGCAGGAGUCCUUCCAAAUCACGCAAUCAAGUGCGGGGCUGGACAGCGGCGACCACUUUGACUACUUGUGA